Molecule: messenger RNA, 1845 nt
Organism: Oryza brachyantha (malo sina)
Lineage: Eukaryota; Viridiplantae; Streptophyta; Magnoliopsida; Poales; Poaceae
Product: receptor like protein 29-like
Exons: 1
Coding region: 1-1389 (462 amino acids)
Cellular component (GO): plasma membrane
Molecular function (GO): protein binding
Source: RefSeq, a predicted model, not a curated record
AUGCCUGCAGCCUCCGCCGCGCUCCUCCUGUACCUUCUCUCCGUGGCGGCGGCGGCGGCGGCGGCCAUGGACCCCGCCGAGAGGGAGACGCUGCUGCUCGUCAUGGAGGCCGUCUCCUCCGACCGCGACUGGCGCUCCGUCGGCCCCGACCCGUGCGGCUCGCCGUGGCCUGGGCUCGAGUGCAAGCCCGUGCCCGGCGCCGGGAACGUGGUGUCGGCGGCGAAGCUGCACGUCACGCGGCUCGACUUCGGCGCGGCGCCGAACCCGGCGUGCAGGGACACCGCGGCGUUCCCGCACCUCGCGUUCGCGCUGCCGCACCUCCAGUCGCUGUUCUUCGUCGACUGCUUCAAGAACCCGGCGGCCACCACCCCGUUCACCCUGCCGCCCUCCGGCAACCUCUCCUCCUCCCGCCUGCAGCAGCUCAGCGUCCGGUCCAACCCGUCGCUGUCCGGCACGCUGCCGCCGCAGCUGGCCAGCAUCCGGUCGCUGCAGGUGCUCACCGUCUCCCAGAACGCGCUCAUCCGCGGCGAGGUCCCGCAGGGCAUCGGGGAGCUUAAGAACCUCGUGCACCUCGACCUCAGCUACAACUCGCUCACCGGCCCGAUCCCGAGCCGCAUCGGCGAGCUUCGGAGCUUGGUCGGCCUCGACCUCAGCUACAACUCCUUCUCGGGCUCCAUCCCGGGCCAGCUCGGUGACCUGGCCAUGCUGCAGAAGCUGGACUUGAGCUCCAAUAACCUCACCGGCGGCGUCCCGGCGACCAUCACCGGGUUGACAUCUCUCACCUUCUUAGCAUUGAGCAACAAUGGGCUAAGUGGCCGCCUGCCGGCCGGACUCUCCGACCUCCGCGACCUCCAGUACCUGAUCAUGGAGAACAACCCGAUGGGCGUCCCCUUGCCGUCGGAGCUGGGAGACAUUGCGCGGCUCCAGGAACUCCGGCUGGCGAACUCCGGCUACUCGGGCUCGAUCCCGGAGACGCUCGGCCGGCUCGCGAGCCUGACGACGCUGUCGCUGGAGAACAACAACCUCACCGGGAGGAUCCCCGCCGGGCUGAGCCGGCUCAAGCGGAUGUACCACCUCAACCUGAGCAAGAACGGGCUGGACGGGGUCGUGCCGUUCGACGGCGCGUUCCUCAGGCGGCUUGGCCGGAACCUCGACCUGAGCGGCAACCCGGGGCUGUGCGUCGACGACCGCGCCGUCGUGCAGGUCGACGUCGGCGUCGGCCUCUGCCGCCGGGGCGGCGCCGACGCCAGCUCGUCCGCCGCCGCCUCGCCUCGCGCACCGCUCACGCGAUACGCGCCGCACCGGCUCACCGGCGGCCGCUGGUCGGCGGCGCUGCUGAUCCGGCCGGUCGCCGUGGCGCUGUGCUGCUGCUGCUGCCUACUGCUCUGAGUUUGCACCGGUUGAUCUGUACGUAAAUUGUUCAUUUGUCCUCUGUUACUCGUGUAAACCCAGGCGAGAAUUCCGAGGUAAGCGAAAAGAGCAAUUAGCUGUACAAAUUCAUCGUGUUUGGUGUGAUUGGCACGUUUGGUUUUUAAAGGUUUUUCCCGUCGCUCGCUGGGUUGGGCCGCCGGAUUGGUGAUCGGUCAAAGCGAGCGUCAGGCCGUCAGGGAGGAGGGUGUAUGGGUGUGAUCUGUGGGUGGCCAAUCUGGCCGUAAAUCCGGCCGGGUGCCUGCAAUUUGCGAGCAGUUUUCAGGCGCUCUGAAAGCCUGCGUUCUGUCAUGCUUGCCACUGUAGUGACAAAUGAGGUUAUGUGCUUCGGUCAUCGGCUCAUCGCUCCCUGCCAGUGCGGAGAGAGGCUACAUAGAGAAAAAUUACUGUGCUAGUAUCUCUAAAAUCAGAACUAAG